CUUUUUUACACAGUUCUACCUUUUUAACCCGACAUGGGUAAAAAACAACUGUUUAUGUUCUUGGUUCCUGCCAUACUUUAUCAAAAUGCAUUCGCAAGAAAACAUUUUGGAGCUGAAUGUUGCGAAGAAUAUUGCUACAGUACGGAUAAAGAUCAGGAGCAGAUAAAGCAUCGCUCAAGCAACUCAGCUUACCAGUUAGUAAAAGGAACUGACUACGCCGAUCAGUACAUGGUACCAAAUUGUAAGCCAGUACGAUUUUGGCUGCUAUCUAGACAUGGUACGAGGUUACCAGAGAGAGAGGAAGUAGAAGCCAUUUCGGAGUUAAUAUCUCUCCGUGAUCAAAUUAUCGAAAAUUAUGAAGUUAAAAAAUCAGCACCUGCAAAGGGAGCUCUUUGCGUCCAAGAUUUGAAAUUGCUAAAAGACUGGGUAAUAGAUAGAAAUAUAACUAACGAUAAAGAUGAAUAUUUGACAGUUCAGGGGUGGAAUGAUUUGAAAGGAAUUGCGGAAGAUUACAAAAAGGUCUAUCCGGAGUUACUUGGAAGAGAAUAUGAACCAAGUAAAUUUUUGGUAAAUAAUAAUUGA
Molecule: messenger RNA, 582 nt
Organism: Hermetia illucens (black soldier fly)
Lineage: Eukaryota; Metazoa; Arthropoda; Insecta; Diptera; Stratiomyidae
Product: multiple inositol polyphosphate phosphatase 1-like
Exons: 4
Coding region: 34-582 (182 amino acids)
Molecular function (GO): acid phosphatase activity; inositol phosphate phosphatase activity
Source: RefSeq, a predicted model, not a curated record